AUGCAACUCUACACACUGGGACCGGCCUUUGGGCUGCCGUCCAUUGAUGCAGAAUGUUCGGCAGCUGUCGCUCUGUUGCAAUUAUACGCGCGCGGAAAAUACGAAAUCAUUCCCACUCACGACACGCGAACGCCGCUCCCUCGUUUGAUCGAUGGGACCGCAAGAAUUUUUGGCUUCAAUAAUAUCGUGCGACACCUCGUCGAUAAGAGGAUCGCCAUAUCAGAAACCAGUCUAGACAAAGGUCAACGGGCACUAUGCACCGCUAUCGCAUCACUGGUGGAAUCACAAGCCCAGACACUCUUAGACAUCUCGCUCUACGUCGGCUUCGAAAACUAUCGUCUCGCAACACGACCUGCCUUUAGCAAGAUUUUACCUUGGCACGCAAAUUACAUCUUACCGCCUACCCGACGCUCUGCCGCACGAAGUCGAACCGAACAUCUCGGAAUUUCUAGCAUCGAUGUGGAUGAUGUGCAUGAAGAUAUGAGUAAUAGGCCCGAAGGCUUUGAUGGUGUUGGCAAGCAGCCACAAUUCGAGGCUGAGACGCAGAAGAGGGCGAGUCUGCUGUUGCCGCGAAAGGAGACGGUGCGGUCUUUGCUGCAGAGACCUGAACACGCAGCUAUCUUCAAGCUGAACGCUUUGGCGGACAAUUUCUUUGAGCCGUUGCAGGAGAUUCUGGGUGAUAAUGUCUACGCGGUUGGGGGAGAGCUUGCGGCUGUUGAUUGUCUGGUGUAUGGAUACCUCAGUCUCAUGCUCUAUCCAGAGCUUCCGCAGGACUGGCUGUCGGCGACCAUGAAGAGGAAGUACAAAAGUUUGGUUGCGUAUGUCGAGCGUAUACACGCGAAAUUUUCGCUGAACACCAAUGUUGAGGCAGUGAUGGAUUUGAGCAAAUGCGAAUCUCACGCAGCCGUGCUUGCCAAGAGAGAGGCAUCCAAGACCGUGCUCCCAUGGAGCUCACCGCAUACAUCCAAUGCAUCUGAAGCCCUCCAAACUCUUUGCACAGGCAUCUGGGAUCAGAUCCCAUUACUUGGAGACCCGAACAAGCUCCAAUUAUGGCACGCAAAGAAGCUCCCAUUCUUGCAAAGCAAUCUCACAUUUCUCCUGCUUUCCACGACAACUUUGCUUGCUUUGGCUGGUUAUCUGUCGGUCUCUACGGGCUUGCUGCUCUGGCCGAGAGGUGAAGAGGUUCAUAUCUUUGGUAGGAGACGGAUGUCGGAUUUGGGACACCUUGGAGCAGCACUGGCCGGUGUCAACUUCAUUAGUCGCCCGAGUGCACCGCAGCGUUGAAUGUUUGAACGUGGAAGACCCAUGCGCUUGGAAUCUCCGGGCCGUAAUCGACGAAUUCACGAGCAUCGAUGUCGCCGUUGCUCGCCGACAUGGUAUCAAUUCUGGAUACUCCACACAUGCCGUGCAAUACCCGCAUUGGAGAUGAAAUGAGUGAUGGGCAUGUCUUGUGCCUGUGUGCCACCCAUUGCUCCCUUUGCAAGGAGAUGCGGCUGGGCAAGGCAAGCAAGCCUGGCGCCACGCCUGAGACCAGUGCUUGAGUCGCAUGAAGCAUACAGGACAAGCAACUCGGCCUCAAUUCCGGCUUUUUUAGCGGCACCGUCGUCCGUAGGAGUUGCAGGAUUACUACCGACACUUGCCGGACUGAUG
Molecule: messenger RNA, 1650 nt
Organism: Pseudocercospora fijiensis CIRAD86
Lineage: Eukaryota; Fungi; Ascomycota; Dothideomycetes; Mycosphaerellales; Mycosphaerellaceae
Exons: 1
Coding region: 1-1284 (427 amino acids)
Biological process (GO): mitochondrion organization
Cellular component (GO): SAM complex
Source: RefSeq, a predicted model, not a curated record